Messenger RNA from Rodentolepis nana, 213 nucleotides. The record is from the annotation of a GenBank genome assembly. Lineage: Eukaryota; Metazoa; Platyhelminthes; Cestoda; Cyclophyllidea; Hymenolepididae.
AUGAUGGUGACUGAAAACUCACUUAUCAUAAUGCCAUCCUCAAUGCUACAACGGAUUCAGCAAGAGGAUCUUCAGAAGGCUGUUGAAAACACGUCACUUUUAUCGCCAUUUCUCUGUGCCUUCGUAGCUCAGGGGUUAGAGCACUGGUCUCGUAAACCAGGGGUCGAGAGUUCGAUUCUCUCCGAGGGCAUUGCACGCCGUCGUGGCCAGUGA